GAUUUAUACCGCAGUUGCCAUCACUAGCCAAUACAAAAUCGACACUUUGUUUUCUGCGAAUUAUUUGCUAACAAAAAGCCUGAAAAAUGCCACCACUUAUAUAUUAUUUAUUAUCACUUAUAUCUUCCCAUUAGCAGUAGUUUGAAGUAUUCAUAAACUAUUUAACUCUGCAGUGUUAAUUUUAUGCUUGAGAUGCCAUGCACACAGACUAAUAAGUGCUAAUAAUCCGGCAGCGGCUUGGAGAUGGCAACAUUACCACCAAAUUAGUAAUUUACUGAGAUAAAUCUUCUGAUCAUGAUAUUUUACGACUACAUGCGUUGGGUAAUAAACAACGAAAAGGUCUACAACUGCAGUUAGUUCCGUCAGUGUGCGAGAGUUUGACGCAUUGGUGUAUGUGUAUAGAAAGUUUGAACAUCAGGCGUGGCUAGACAGUGAUGUCUGGCAUUACUCUAACCAAGUUAAAGCCCGGAAGCAUCCCCAAUACAAGCAUCGACAGUAACACGCUCAGUAGUACUCUAGCCCAUCUUAUGGAAGAGCAUUAUCCGCAGUUGGGAGCGGCAACGGGACAAGCACAAGCGACCACAUCUACUGGAGGGUUAAUUUCGGACAGAGCGGAGCAUCUGCGACUCCAGGGCAGUCGCCUUCAGACCUCGCGCUUUGCUUGCUUUCAAUGUUUCGGUAACUUUCUCACUUAUCUGGUAAGGCUAAGAAGUACGCCUGAGGAAUUGGAGCAACGAUACAAGUCGAAAGAGAUUGAUAGAUUUCUGAAGAAGGAGAAGCACACAUUUCGACGACAGGUAAAACUGCUGCUCCUAGGCGCGGGGGAAUCUGGCAAGUCAACUUUCCUCAAACAAAUGCGUAUAAUUCACGGAGUUAAUUUUGAUUAUCAACUGCUACGCGAAUACCAAAAUGUGAUAUACCAAAAUGUUAUAAGAGGAAUGCAAGUACUGCUGGACGCUCGAGAAAAGCUGGAAAUUGCCUGGGGAAGCGACGGCCGAGAACAGGAUGCUAACAAUGCCAAAUUGAUGGAUUGUAAUGCAUUAGAGUCACCCAGGUUUAUAGAAUAUGCGCCGCAAAUUCAACGCCUGUGGCAAGAUCGCGGAAUUAGAAGAGCUUUUGAGAGGAGGCGUGAAUUUCAAAUUAGCGAUUCUGUUAGCUAUUUUCUGGACGAAAUAGAGCGGCUAGCUGCACCGGAUUAUGUACCAACGCAUAAAGACAUAUUACAUUGCCGGAAGGCUACCAAAGGGGUUUAUGAGUUUUGCGUCAAAGUACAGAACAUUCCAUUUGUCUUCGUCGAUGUGGGUGGACAACGGACUCAGCGUCAAAAAUGGACUAGAUGUUUUGACAGUUCCGUAACGUCCAUUAUAUUUCUCGUAUCUAGUUCCGAGUUCGAUCAAGUGCUUGCGGAAGACAGAAAAACAAAUCGUCUGGAAGAAUCAAAGAAUAUAUUCGAUACUAUUGUCAAUAACAACACAUUCAAAGGAAUAUCAAUUAUUUUAUUUUUGAACAAAACAGACUUACUGGAACAGAAAGUUUGUGAUCCUGAGACUGACAUUCGCUGGUACUAUCCACAGUUCAAUGGGAACCCACACUCAAUUUUGGAUGUUCAAAACUUCAUUUUACAAAUGUUUAUGAGCGUUCAUCGCAGUAGCAGCAUAACUAGGAUAUACCAUCAUUUUACCACCGCCAUAGAUACGCGCAAUACUAAUGUAGUGUUUAAUUCUGUAAAGGAUACAAUACUGCAACGUAACUUAAAUGCUCUUAUGCUGCAGUAGAAUUCUCCCGACAGCGCUGACCAUCUUUGUUUCGAAAUGUGUAAUAUAUCAUUUUUAGCAGUGUAUGUAUUCUUAAGAAACCAAGCGUGCCAGAUACUAGGAUCAUGUAAUUUUGUUAACGACCUGGACAUUUGCUGGUACUAUCCGCAUUUCGAUGCCAACGCAAUUCGAUGUCCAAGAUAUUUUAAGUAGAUUCAUUUUUUCCAAUGCAUAAGAUAAGUGCGAUACCAUUUAGUGGGACUAUAAAGUUACAGUGGAAUUCUCCCAUCAAGUCUUACAAAAUUGAAAUAAAUAUAUAUACAGUUAUAUAACACAGGAACCCAAAA
Drosophila suzukii is the source of this 2101-nucleotide messenger RNA. The record is from RefSeq and is a predicted model, not a curated record. Lineage: Eukaryota; Metazoa; Arthropoda; Insecta; Diptera; Drosophilidae.